UGCGCCAAUGUCAAUGAAAUGUUGAGUUGAAUAUGUGUUGUGUUUAAUUUUCGAGGGAUCGAAUAAUCUCGCCACCGAAUCAUAGUUGUUUUGUAUUUUGUGCAAUAAAUCUAUACACGUUCAUUUCGAUCUGCUGUUUGUAAAUCCCAAUUUACUCCAGUACUGUAAAAUGACACAGCCGCGACCCUGCGGAUGUAAAGGUUGCAGAACAUGCCUCAUUUGCGAAACUCAGUACGGGGCAGACAAGUACAAGAUUCAAUUAGAGUUCGACAAGACUAAAAGCUAUGUUUAUUGCCCGUUUUGCAACAAGGCAUGGCCGGGUUGGGACGCUGAUAUCUAUAAACAACAUCCCAAUCACAAUGGAACACCAAUCGAAUAUCCCGGCGUUUACAUUCAAUUGGACUUUAUAACAGAGGAAGAAGAAAAUGUGUUGAUGAAAAACAUAGACGAGGUACCUUGGGACAUAUCACAGAGCGGCAGACGUAAGCAAAACUAUGGACCUAAAACGAAUUUCAAGAAAAUGAAAAUCAAUGCUGGCAGUUUUGAUGGGUUUCCAGCAUUCUCCAAGUUUCUGCAAGAUAGGUUCGAGUCUGUUCCUUUGUUGAAAGGUUAUGAUGUGAUAGAGCAGUGCUCUUUAGAGUAUGACCCUAGUAAAGGAGCUUCCAUAGAUCCUCAUAUAGAUGAUUGUUGGAUUUGGGGUGAAAGGAUAAUCACUGUGAACUGUUUGUCUGAUUCUGUGUUGACUAUGACUAGAUAUCAGGGAGAUACUAAGAAAUAUAACCUGCAUUGUGCAGAACAAUACUGUCCGAUAGUUAAACCUGAUGGCAGUAUUAAUUUGGAAUGUAGUGACCUUGAUAAAACGGCUUAUGAAGCAAGUAAAUCACAAGAUGAUUUGGAUGUUGUUAUCAGAAUACCAAUGCCUAGGAGAUCACUCCUAGUGUUCUACGGUGAGCCAAGAUACCACUGGGAGCACUGUGUACUGCGUGAGGACAUCUCAUCUCGCCGGGUAUGUAUAGCGUACAGAGAGUUCACACCACCGUACAUGCAAAAUGGCUGCCAUGAAGAGGCAGGCAACCUAAUUAGGCAGGCUAAGACAUUUUGGGAUCACAAAGUGAAGUAUCAAAUUCAAACAUAAGAUGAAAGAGUUUAUUUUAUAACCUUGCACCAACUUACUAAGAGAUCUGUGAGAACUUGCAACUUUGCAAGUAUAAAAACAUAGAAUCAUGAAAUUUUGACAUUUUGUAUUGUAUAUUUUACUGCUAUGUUGGUGCAUAGUGCAUACUACAUAUUUAAUUAUUUAUGUUAAUCUGGGUAUUGCCGGUCCAUUCUCUUAGAUAAUGUUCCCCAUUUACUGUGGUGUAGGGUGUAGAUGGGCAUUUUCAGAAUUUGGGACCCCCCAAUUAGUAAGUUGUUUGUUGUGAGUUGUUAACAAAAAUUAACUCACUGUCAGUUUUGUGAUGAUAAUUAAGCAUGAAAUUUCAAUAAAAAUAUUGUUUUUGUGUUAAAUACAUAAACUGUAAGCAAUAAACUGUGUGAAAAAAGUAAAUUUUUAGACAGAUUUUAUGCUUAAUUGUCGUCACAAAACUGACAGUGAGUUAAUUUUUGUUAACAACUUAAGCUAAUUGGGGGGGCCUAAAUUCUGAAAAUGCCCAGGUACAUGAUCUUAUUAAGUCUGGCUAUAACUAGUGAUAUUUUAUUCCAGUGACUUUUGUAAGUUGUAAUAUAAUUGAAAUGAAAUCAAUUUAUAAUUUAUUGAGAAACUAACAAGUGGGUAUUAUUUUAUGAGUCAGGAUUAUCUUAUCUGAGAAAUGUCUACCUUAAUCAUCUUAUCGUAAUAGGUAAGUAAAUAAAUUAAAAACAUUUUAAUUUAGUUCAUUUUAUUGUUUCUAGAACCAAUAAAUUACGCUACAUUUUUAAAUGAUGUGAUGCAUAUUAUGAAAGUCAAUAAAUUUGUAGAAUAAAUGGAAUGUAGGUGAUUUAUAAUGAUAUACACCAGUAUUACGCUAAUAUUAAACUAAUAAAUAUUUUACUCUAUAUACAUAAAAAUACCAAUAAAAUA
Molecule: messenger RNA, 2059 nt
Organism: Leguminivora glycinivorella
Lineage: Eukaryota; Metazoa; Arthropoda; Insecta; Lepidoptera; Tortricidae
Product: alpha-ketoglutarate-dependent dioxygenase alkB homolog 4
Exons: 2
Coding region: 170-1135 (321 amino acids)
Biological process (GO): oxidative demethylation
Molecular function (GO): demethylase activity; oxidoreductase activity
Source: RefSeq, a predicted model, not a curated record